Arvicanthis niloticus (Nile rat) is the source of this 3301-nucleotide messenger RNA. The record is from RefSeq and is a predicted model, not a curated record. NCBI's taxonomy places the organism in Eukaryota, Metazoa, Chordata, Mammalia, Rodentia, Muridae.
GUCUCACAACCCUCUGAUUGGCCUGCUGCGGGGGCCUCUUUCUCUAGUCCCUCAUUGGUUCGCCCGGAAGACAGCGCCCCCCCCCUUUGCCACGCCUCCUGAGACCUUAGGGAAUGCAGGUCGGGGCGGAGCCUGAGCCUGAGGGGCGGGGCGACGCGGCCGAGCGCGAGUAAAGGGGCUGCCUUAGGAGCAGCGCGAGCCUUCUGCAGAAGCGCGCUGCUUUGCCCUCCGCUCUCCCCGCUCCGCCUUCCGCAGCCCUCCACAGUCACCCCGGAGACCAGCCGUGUUAAGCUCUCCUCUCUGAAGCUGACUAAUUUCCAUGGCAGCCGCGAAGAAAGCAGUUCUGGGGCCAUUGGUGGGAGCAGUGGACCAGGGUACCAGCUCGACACGUUUUUUGGUUUUCAAUUCAAAAACAGCUGAACUUCUUAGUCAUCAUCAAGUAGAAAUAAAACAGGAAUUCCCAAGAGAAGGAUGGGUAGAACAAGACCCGAAGGAAAUCCUGCAGUCCGUUUAUGAGUGUAUAGAGAAAACGUGUGAGAAACUUGGACAGCUCAAUAUUGAUAUUUCCAACAUCAAAGCCAUUGGCGUCAGCAACCAGAGGGAAACCACAGUAGUCUGGGACAAGCUAACUGGAGAGCCACUCUACAAUGCCGUGGUGUGGCUUGACCUAAGAACCCAGUCUACUGUUGAGAACCUUAGUAAAAGAAUUCCAGGAAAUAAUAACUUUGUCAAGUCCAAGACAGGCCUUCCACUUAGCACUUACUUCAGUGCAGUGAAACUUCGUUGGCUCCUUGACAAUGUGAGACAGGUCCAAGAGGCUGUUGAAGAAAAUAGAGCCCUUUUUGGGACCAUUGAUUCAUGGCUUAUUUGGAGUUUAACAGGAGGAAUCCAUGGGGGUGUCCACUGUACAGACGUAACAAAUGCAAGCAGGACAAUGCUUUUUAACAUUCAUUCUUUGGAAUGGGAUAAAGAACUCUGCGAAUUUUUUGGAAUUCCAAUGGAAAUUCUUCCCAAUGUUCGGAGUUCUUCUGAGAUCUAUGGACUAAUGAAAGCUGGGGCCUUGGAAGGUGUGCCAAUAUCUGGGUGUUUGGGGGACCAGUCUGCUGCUUUGGUGGGACAAAUGUGCUUCCAGGAUGGACAGGCCAAAAACACGUACGGAACAGGGUGCUUCUUGCUGUGUAACACAGGCCAUAAGUGUGUAUUUUCUGAACAUGGCCUUUUGACUACUGUGGCUUAUAAACUUGGCAGAGACAAACCUGUGUAUUAUGCAUUGGAAGGCUCUGUAGCUAUAGCUGGUGCUGUAAUCCGCUGGCUAAGAGACAACCUUGGAAUAAUUAAGUCCUCUGAAGAAAUUGAAAAACUUGCUAAAGAAGUAGGUACUUCUUAUGGCUGCUACUUUGUUCCAGCAUUUUCAGGGUUAUAUGCACCUUAUUGGGAGCCCAGUGCAAGAGGGAUCAUCUGUGGACUCACUCAGUUCACCAAUAAAUGUCAUAUUGCUUUUGCUGCAUUAGAAGCUGUUUGUUUCCAAACCCGAGAGAUUUUGGAUGCCAUGAACCGUGACUGUGGAAUUCCACUCAGUCAUUUGCAAGUAGAUGGAGGAAUGACCAGCAAUAAAAUUCUAAUGCAGCUACAAGCAGACAUUCUGUAUAUUCCAGUAGUGAAGCCCUCCAUGCCUGAAACAACUGCUCUAGGAGCUGCCAUGGCGGCUGGGGCUGCAGAGGGCGUUGGUGUUUGGAGUCUUGAACCUGAGGAUUUGUCAGCUGUCACAGUGGAGCGGUUCGAACCUCAAAUCAAUGCUGAAGAAAGUGAAAUCCGUUACUCCACAUGGAAGAAAGCUGUGAUGAAGUCAAUGGGUUGGGUUACAACUCAGUCUCCAGAAAGUGGUAUCCCAUAAAUAAUAGCACCUCAUGGAUUCCCAAGAUGCAAGCUCUUUAGUGUGAUAUGAAAAUCUGACUAUUCUGUCUCAUAAUAUAAUGAUGCUAUUCAUAGACUCUGAUUUUUUCACAAGCCACUUGCUGCAUGAUCCUCCAAGCAGACUUAUGGCUUGAAAUAAAGAAAAUGCAGCAGAAAGAAUCCUCCAGAAACAUUUAAUGUUUUUUUUUAACAUUGACAGUUAAGAUUGGGUCAGUCACCUUUGGGGCUGACCCCUGCCUUCACUGUCAUGAUGUCCUACACUAUUCCUGUUAAGGUCUAGGAUGAAUUUGUAUCCUGUCCAUUGAAAUGUGCCAUCCAGUAAAUUCAGAUGCUAGUGGACUACUACACGUAUCUAAGGAAAGGGUUUUUACUAACCUCUUCAAAAUGAGUGGCUUCUUGCUUGUUUGCUUUGAACAGCUCAGAUGUCUUCUUUCCUACAUAUUAGAAGACCACAACAUCACUGGAUAUUUCAAUGGAAACACCUAAAGAAUUAUUAGAUAAUUAUUUGCUAUUCUCGUUGCUUAGACAUUUUCUGUACAGUGUUUGCCAAAAUUGAAAAUUGCCAUGUGUUUUACACUGUCUCACUAAUUGUCAUGGCUCCUGUCUAGAUCUUACAGGAUAGAACACUUUUUUUUUCUGCUUUUUUUUUUUCAUUUCUCCUUUUUUUAUUUUUAUUCUGUAUGUAUAACAUACAUGCCUAUAUAUUUUAUAUGCUGAGGGUAGCCCAUUUAUAAAUUAAGAGCACAUUAUAUUCAGUAAGUUAUAACAGGGCUGGUCUUAAGUGGACUACUAUGUAUAUAAAUUUGAGGGGGGGGGGGGCAAGCUGUAUACAUUUUUGGGCAACGGUUAUGCAUAUUAUUUACCAGAAGAAAAUUUUCUUAUAAAAUCAAGCAUUUGAAAUUUAAGUAUGUAUUCAGUGUCAAUCAAAUAAAAUGUACUAUAUUGUAAUUUCAACUAUAUUUCUUACACUCUCCCAUUUAAUUAUCUUAGCUGGAAGAAAAGCAACUGUAGCAAAUAACAGUAAAUACUUUUCUCAAACAUGAAUUCUAGUCCAAAUAAAAUUUUUUCCUUUGAAUUUAUGUUUUCCAUAUUUGAGCUUCUAUUGAGGAACUGUCAAAUUCAAAAGCUAAGUGGAAAAAAAUGUGUGAAUAAAGCCAAUAAUGUCUUUCAAAUGUUAUUACCCAUUAACAAGAUGUUCUUAUUUUCUAGUAUGAUAGAAAAUUAUCUCUACUUAAUGUCAUAACUGGCAAAAAAAAAAAAAAAAAACUGUCAUUGCAAAUGCCUCACAGUGAAACCAAUAAGUUCUCAAAUAUUUAGAAUUGUUGGUCAUAACUCAUUAACCUAGCUUCAUAACAUCAAUUUAAAAAUAUAUUUGUUUUAUAGUAAA